ACUCUCGCUCAACCGACUCGGACCACGACUGUCUCUCACACUCAGACACUUGCCUUAAAGCCUGAAAUUAUAUUUUCCGUUGAUUUUCUCUGCAAAUGCUCUUGGAGAUUAAGCGUUGAGAGACUGAGAUGAGCGUAGUUAGAAUUCAGGGAAGCUGCGUGGCGAUCCGUACUCUCUCCCCUUCUUCUUCUUCUUCUAUCAACCGCUGCGCUCACGGCCACGGUUCUUCAGAUGAUGCAACUUAUGGGACGCCUACUUGGAUUGGUAAGGGCCUUACUUGUGUUUGCUUCAAGCGAAAGGGAACUUAUGAAAGGAUCUGCAUGAACUUGACUCCUCAACAGGAAGAAAGACUGAAAAGAUUGAAGCAUCGGAUGAAGAUCUACUUUGAUGCUUCCAGGCCAGAUCACCAGGAAGCUUUAAGAGCACUGUGGUCUGCAACAUACCCUGACCAGGAGCUCCAUGGCUUAAUAUCUGAUCAAUGGAAGGAAAUGGGAUGGCAAGGAAGAGAUCCAUCUACUGAUUUCAGAGGAGCUGGAUUCAUUUCUCUGGAGAAUUUGUUGUUCUUCGCCAAGACUUUUUCGACAUCAUUUCAGCGUUUAUUAAAGAAGCAGGGCGGAAAGCGAGCUGCAUGGGAGUACCCUUUUGCAGUUGCCGGUGUCAAUGUCACUUUCAUGAUUAUGCAAAUGCUUGAUCUUGAGGCUACUAAACCUAGGACUUUUGUGAGAUCAGUUUUCUUGCAAAUGUUGUCAGAAAAUGAAUGGGCGUUCGACUUGCUGUAUUGUGUAGCUUUUGUGGUCAUGGACAAACAAUGGCUGGAGAGAAAUGCCACCUACAUGGAGUUCAAUGAUGUUUUGAAGUCGACUCGGGCACAACUGGAGAGAGAACUUCUAAUGGAUGAUGUUUUAAGGAUUGAAGAUCUACCUUCUUACAGUCUUCUCAGUUAGCAGUAACCGACUAAAAGUUGAAGCAAUAAUUCUGAGAUUGGUUUCAAUUUGUUAUUAUAUUUAUUUAACUUUGUACAAUCGUCUCCCUCGAAAAUGAAUCCAUAACUUUCAUAUUCUGAUACAUGGUAGCCAACUUGUGUAAAGUUCUGAAUCCAAAUUGGACAGAGAUGCUGUAUUAUAUGUAAUUCUAUAUUCAGUUUUGAGGCAAAGGGAUGAUUUCAGUUCAAAUGUA
Molecule: messenger RNA, 1176 nt
Organism: Mangifera indica (mango)
Lineage: Eukaryota; Viridiplantae; Streptophyta; Magnoliopsida; Sapindales; Anacardiaceae
Product: ELMO domain-containing protein C
Exons: 9
Coding region: 129-944 (271 amino acids)
Source: RefSeq, a predicted model, not a curated record